AGCUCUCCCACAACACCACUACCCUCUACUCAACACUUAACAACCUCAUUCACAAUGGGUAUCCUCGACAUUGUUCCCCCCGGCGUCGUCGACGGCAAGGACGUUUACAAGGUCUUCGACUACGCUCGUGAGCACCACUUUGCCAUCCCUGCCUUCAAUGUGACGUCGUCGUCUACGGCCAACGCUGCCAUGGAGGCUGCCCGUGACGCCAAGUCGCCCGUUAUCCUGCAAAUGUCGCAGGGUGGCGCUGCCUUCUGGGCCGGCAAGGGUGUUCCCAACGACAAGCAGCAGGCGUCCAUCGCCGGUGCCGUUGCGGCCGCCCUCUUCGUCCGGGCCGUCGCCCCUUCGUACGGCAUCCCCGUCAUCCUCCACUCGGACCACUGCGCCAAGAAGCUCCUCCCCUGGUUCGACGGCAUGCUCGAGGCCGACGAGGCUUACUACAAGAAGGAGGGCAAGCCUCUCUUCAGCUCGCACAUGCUCGACCUGUCCGAGGAGCCAAAGGAGGAGAACAUUGAGAUCUGUGUCAAGUACCUCGAGCGCAUGGCCAAGAUUGGUAUCUGGCUCGAGAUGGAGAUCGGCAUCACCGGAGGCGAGGAGGACGGCGUCAACAACGAGCACGUCGAGAACUCGUCGCUCUACACCCAGCCCGAGGACAUCUGGGACAUCUACACCGCUUUCUCCAAGAUCACGCCCAACUUCUCGAUUGCUGCCGGCUUCGGCAAUGUCCACGGUGUCUACAAGCCCGGCAACGUCUCGCUCAAGCCCGAGCUGCUCGGCAAGCACCAGGAGUACGUCCGAGGCCAGCUCAAGACUGACAAGGAAUGCCCAGUCUUCUUUGUCUUCCACGGCGGUUCGGGCUCCGAGAAGCACGAGAUCAAGAAGGCGCGCGAGUGCGGCGUCGUCAAGAUGAACGUCGACACUGAUACGCAGUGGGCCUACUGCACUGGUCUGCGAGACUUCUUUGGCAAGAACGUCGAGUACCUCAAGUCGCAGGUCGGCAACCCAGAGGGCGCCGACAAGCCCAACAAGAAGUACUACGACCCCCGUAACUUCAUCCGCGAGUCUGAGAAGACGAUGUCGGUUCGCUGCAAGGAGGCCUUUGAGGACCUUGUCUCUGCCGGCAGCCUCUAAGCUGUUGGCAGCUCUUCUUUGCCACUCUCGUCGGUGUUCAUAAAGGUUGAAAUAGUAAAAUCCUAUUCUCUGGAUGUCCUAAAUCAGUUUUUUUUUUU
Messenger RNA from Acaromyces ingoldii, 1229 nucleotides. RefSeq lists its product as hypothetical. Bases 55 to 1131 code for a protein of 358 amino acids. Gene Ontology annotation, molecular function: zinc ion binding; fructose-bisphosphate aldolase activity. NCBI's taxonomy places the organism in Eukaryota, Fungi, Basidiomycota, Exobasidiomycetes, Exobasidiales, Cryptobasidiaceae. Gene Ontology annotation, cellular component: cytosol. Gene Ontology annotation, biological process: gluconeogenesis; glycolytic process. The transcript has 8 exons. The record is from RefSeq and is a predicted model, not a curated record.